This is a messenger RNA of Xenia sp. Carnegie-2017, 2921 nucleotides long. Its product is annotated as ATP-sensitive inward rectifier potassium channel 11-like. Bases 1105 to 2529 code for a protein of 474 amino acids. Gene Ontology annotation, biological process: regulation of monoatomic ion transmembrane transport; potassium ion import across plasma membrane. The record is from RefSeq and is a predicted model, not a curated record. Gene Ontology annotation, cellular component: plasma membrane. Gene Ontology annotation, molecular function: inward rectifier potassium channel activity. NCBI's taxonomy places the organism in Eukaryota, Metazoa, Cnidaria, Anthozoa, Malacalcyonacea, Xeniidae. The transcript has 4 exons.
GACGACGACCAAGCCAUAUAGCAUGCUUUAAUGCAACUACAGAACACAGAUAAAGUCUGUAGCACGACACUUGAUGUCCAAGCAUAUAAAAACAUUUCCCCAACGGCCGCCAUCUUGAAUUUUGAAACAACGCGCGCAACCGCGGGAAAAUAGAAUUCUUCACCAUCACCAUUGAACGAAGUAUCACUGAUGACCAUCAGCUAUUCAGUAACCAUCAUUAACGUCAACCUUUCAGCAAUCAACCAAGAGCUUUCAUUUUUCACAAAUGCGAAAUGUUCCGGUCUAGUAUUAAUGAACUUAUCUGUUUUCUGUGGAUGGAAAAUCAAGAUUGCUUUGCUAUGAUUUAACUAGGGAAGCAACCAAGAACCCAACAGACAAACAGACAAAGGAAACUUUUCAUUAAUUCAAAACAUUCACUUUGAAUAUUUAAUGUGUUUGUAUGCCUGAAAAAUAUACCGCAGUGAAAGACUGUUUGGGUGUGUGUAUCUUUGGCAUUAUGCACCAUGAAAGGUGUUCUUGAGGUAGAAGUCAAUCUGUUAUCGAAUACUUAAAUCGUGAUCUUAUUUGUUUGAUAUAAAUAGAAAUAAGGAACUUCUGACUUGUGAAAUGAAUGUUCACUGUAUGCAGUGGGUAAACGGAGAAAACUUUACAUAGAAAGUUUUUACUUUACACAAAGAAAGCCAUUUUGAAGCCUUGUUAAAGUUGAUACUUGAUUUUUAAUUGCAGGUCUGUUUGUCUCAAGUGCAUUUUGAUUUCUUCACUUUGCAAAAGGCAUCUUAAAAACAUCAAGUGGAUUUUUGUCGAAAACGUUAAACUUGGGUAUAUAGAAACGAUUGAGGAUUGUUUAAUCUUAACAAUUGUUUUGUUGGUUGUUGAAGAUAUAUUUGAAAUAUUGAGCCAACACUGUUGGAAUUAUUAUAUUUAUGCAUCAUUUUAACUUUUCCUUUUAACGUUAACUUUUAUCAUGUUAAGCCAAAAUCGCUAACGAAAUAUUUUCAUUUAAUUGCAACUGUAGUUGCCCCAUUAAAAUGAAAAUGAAUUUAAAGACAAUGAUGUAGAUAGAAUGUUACUGAAGUUCAGUUUCGAUUUUAUUGUCGACAAUUUAUGUGUAUAGAAAUAUUUAUCGUCUUUCUUUUAUUCGCAGGAAGAAUGUCCACGAAAAAAAAUAUUGAAAAAGAAGAGGAAAUGUCUGGUACAAAUAAUCUAGAAAACGACGAUGUAAAUGUCUCCAAAGAAAGAUCAAAAUCUUUAAUAAGUGUUACUUUUAACCAACUAAAGGAUCAUAUUAUGAGCUCAAAGCCAAAAAAACGACGUCUUUUAGGAAAGAAAGGAACACUAAAAGUGAAGGCUUUGAACACUAAAGGUGGUCUGUAUUUCUCUGAUUUAUUCACAACUUUAGUGGAUGCUGAUUGGAAAUGGAUUAUGGCUUUUUUUGCGCUUUCCUACAUAGUAUCAUGGUUAUUGUUUGGUCUAUUGUGGUUUGCUGUAUUUAAGUCUAGAAAACCUGAUGAAUGCUUGAUGGAAGUAAAUUCAUUUGCGAGUGCUUUGCUGUUCUCGAUUGAAACCCAGACAACAAUAGGUUAUGGUGGCAGGUCAAUAACACCAGUCUGUCCUGAUGCUAUCAUUAUUCUUAUGAUACAAUCUUUAACUGGUCUCUUUAUGUCUGCUGUACUACUUGGUUUAGUCUUCACUAAACUAGCCAGGCCAAGCAAGCGAGCAGAUACACUACUUUUUACCAAAAAUGCUGUUAUCGCCCCCCGCGAUGGUAAAUUAUGUAUGAUGUUUAGAGUAGGAGAUAUACGUGAAUCGCGAAUCCUCAACGCCGAAAUCCGAGUUCAAUUGUUUCGUACCCGAAGAACGGCCGAAGGACAAGACAUUCCGUUUUAUCAACAAGACCUUAAAUGUGGGAUAGAUUGGAGUGAUAAGGGAUCAGGAAACAACAGUUUGUUUCUCGUAUUACCGCUGACCAUUGUUCACGUGAUCGACGAAGAAAGUCCCUUCUACGAAAUGGGUCCCAACGACUUCAACUCUAUUGCAGACUUUGAAGUUGUCGCGAUCUUGUCUGGGAUGGUGGAGUCGACAAGCAUGCUCGUUGAGGCGAGAACGUCUUACCUCGGAGACGAAAUAUUGUGGGCUCAUGAAUUUUCGGAGGUCUUGCACGAGGAAAGUUGGGAUGCACAAAAAGGAAAGUAUCUGGUAGACUUCUCUUCAUUUGAUGAUACUGUACCUGUACAACAUCCUCAACUGUCAGCAAAGGAAUUUUAUAAAAGACAAGAUGAGGAAGUACAUAAAGUGAUCAAAGCUGCUCGUUCAUCUAGCAGGAGGAUUUUAUCGCGGCACGAUACAGAGAAUACUUUGGCGAAGAGAUAUAUGGAUUUGUGGGUACGAAAAUACACACUUAUUCAAGAAGAAGGAAGACGAAAAAAUUCUUAUGAAAAAACCAUUGAGACAACAAGUAGUUCCAGAACAGUGACUGGUGUCAGAACGUUAAAGGUAACUCCUCAAUCUGGCAGCCAAAACCUUAUAUAAUCAUAAGGACAAAAGGAACAAAUAAUUGACAUUAUUUUCACAUCUUUAUUAACUUUUUUUUACAAAUGUUUGUAGUUAGUUUGACUAUAGGUUGUCCAUAUUUGAAGUUCUUUGCGAAGACAUACGUCUAAAAGGAAUUUUUAAAUGAUUACUUGAAAAAGUUGACUUGAAACAAUACAAAUGAAAAUAGAUUGCUAUUGACAUCAGAUGUCAGAAGUUUUCCAGUUUUGGAAUCAUCACAAUUUAAUAUGAUGGGGGCAAACUUUUUGUCAUCAAUUGUCAACAUAGAGCAGAAAAAAACUGUAAAACAAAGUCAAAUAUAAUUUCUUUACCUUUAACUCAACAACUUCAUUUGACAGUUGGCCAUCUUAAAAUAAACAUGAACUUUUAGA